This is a messenger RNA of Symsagittifera roscoffensis, 772 nucleotides long. RefSeq lists its product as uncharacterized. NCBI's taxonomy places the organism in Eukaryota, Metazoa, Xenacoelomorpha, Acoela, Convolutidae. The transcript is spliced from 2 exons. Bases 16 to 726 code for a protein of 236 amino acids. The record is from RefSeq and is a predicted model, not a curated record.
UCGAACAUAUUCUGAAUGCAAACAAAUGAAAUGAGCAGCUUGGACGAAAUUCUGGACAGCAUAUGCAUCGAGUUCCUGGAAGUAUGCGAGGAGCUCAUGAGUCGCAGGACUGUCUUGGAUGACGUGCUAGCCGAAAGCUCAAUCCACCUAGCCCGCACCCAGCUCUCGAACUCCUCGACCUCCCAUUCAUCAGCCCUGGCUCUCUCCAUGCUCCAGUUUAACCCUUCUUUACGUCCAACGGUAGCGGUAGUUCCAGACCAGUCGACGAUUGUCAGUGGGUUUUCCCAAGUGUCAAUUAAUAAUGGGGAGGGGGAUGUUGCUGUGUCUGGGAGUGGGUCCAAAGGAGGAGUCGUUUCGACUGGGAUUGGACAGGAAGAUACAGGACAUGUCGAGCUGAUGUGUGAAUGGGACAAAUCUCAAAGUGGCAAUAACGGCAACUCAAUCAUUCCCGGUAGCAACGCUCAAAGUGUAUCCAUAUCAUUCACAACUCCAUCCAGCAUCAAAAGUGCAAAAUAUUACUACGAAAAAUCAAUCGAAGAAAUAGUCUACAUAGCCACACUUCAGAACAAAAUUCAAAGUCUACGAAAACAGUACGCGAAGCUGAGAAAGCUGAAAUUGGCAAAUAAACAGAAUUUGAUAGACCUAAAGAGCCCUAAAAGUGAAAAUAUAGUGGAACCGGCUUUGUCAAAUAUUUGGGACUUUAACUCAGAUUCGAUUGAAAUUUGAACGCAAAUUUAGUGUAAUUAUCUUUUUUGAAGUAAUUAAAGGUUAU